Molecule: messenger RNA, 8891 nt
Organism: Protopterus annectens (West African lungfish)
Lineage: Eukaryota; Metazoa; Chordata; Ceratodontiformes; Protopteridae
Gene: ACACA
Product: acetyl-CoA carboxylase alpha
Exons: 56
Coding region: 232-7272 (2346 amino acids)
Biological process (GO): fatty acid biosynthetic process
Molecular function (GO): ATP binding; metal ion binding; acetyl-CoA carboxylase activity
Source: RefSeq, a predicted model, not a curated record
GUGACAAUGUGAUGGAUAGGGGAUGUCUGACUCCAUGGGAAAUCUGGCAGUGGGAUAUCCCCGAUCGGGAAGAGUUGGACUUUACAUCAUUCAGUAACCAUUCCUCUCACAGGCACUCCGAGGUCAUCAGCGGGGUCUCUCUGUCGUCGUUUGGAGUCCAGCUUCUGGUGGAGGUGGCUAAGUAAUCAUCUUUCAAGUCUCUUUUCAGUGUUGAGAAGAAGCUUUGUGAAGAUGGCUGAACAACAGACUCCACCUGUGAUGCCGCCUGAUAUGAGCAAACAAUCCCACUUCAUCAUUGGCUCACAGUCUGAGGAAAACUCUGAGGAUGAGAUCAGCCUGUUGGGAAAGCUGGAUCUGUUGGAGGAGAAAGAACGGUCAUUGUCCCCAGCUUCACUCAGUUCAGACACCCUCUCUGACCUGGGACUAGGGACUAUGGAUGCAGUGCAGAUGAGGCCUAGCAUGUCUGGACUGCAUUUAGUGAAGCAAGGCCGAGACAAAAAGAAGUUUGACCUGCAGAGAGAUUUCACUGUUGCCUCACCUGCUGAAUUUGUCACUCGUUUUGGGGGUACCAAAGUUAUUGAGAAGGUUCUCAUUGCCAAUAAUGGUAUUGCAGCAGUAAAGUGCAUGAGAUCCAUACGGAGGUGGUCCUAUGAGAUGUUUCGAAAUGAACGUGCAAUCCGAUUUGUUGUCAUGGUAACACCAGAAGACUUGAAAGCAAAUGCAGAAUACAUUAAGAUGGCAGACCAUUAUGUGCCAGUCCCAGGAGGCUCAAACAAUAAUAACUAUGCCAAUGUUGAGUUGAUUCUGGACAUUGCUAAACGCAUGCCUGUGCAGGCAGUGUGGGCAGGCUGGGGCCAUGCAUCAGAAAACCCCAAACUUCCUGAACUUCUUCUCAAGAAUGGAAUUGCUUUCAUGGGUCCACCAAGUCAGGCCAUGUGGGCCUUAGGAGAUAAAAUUGCUUCCUCGAUUGUAGCCCAGACUGCUGGAAUCCCCACCCUCCCAUGGAGUGGCAGUGGCUUGACUGUAGAUUGGCAGGAGAAUGAAUCAAAGAAGCCAUUUAUCAAUGUGCCCCCUCAACUCUAUGAUAAAGGUUGCAUCAGGAACAUCGACGAAGGGCUCAAGGCUGCUGAACAAAUAGGUUAUCCAGUUAUGAUCAAAGCUUCUGAGGGAGGGGGAGGAAAAGGCAUCCGAAAAGUAAACGGUGAAGAUGAUUUUCCAGCCCUGUUCAGACAGGUUCAGACAGAAGUUCCAGGUUCCCCCAUAUUUGUGAUGAAGUUGGCUAAACAUGCUCGCCACCUGGAAGUCCAAAUUCUUGCUGACCAAUAUGGUAAUGCUAUUUCUCUUUUUGGUCGUGACUGCUCAGUCCAGCGUAGACACCAGAAGAUUAUUGAAGAAGCACCAGCUACCAUUGCAACCCCUUCUGUGUUUGAGCAUAUGGAACAGUGUGCUGUAAAAGUAGCAAAGAUGGUUGGCUACGUGAGUGCUGGAACAGUUGAGUACCUUUACAGCCAGGAGGACAGCUUUUAUUUCUUGGAACUGAAUCCUCGUCUUCAGGUGGAGCACCCCUGUACAGAGAUGGUAGCUGAUGUGAACCUACCCGCAGCCCAAUUACAGAUUGCCAUGGGAAUUCCCUUACACAGAAUUAAGGAUAUCCGAAUGCUAUUUGGUGUUUCACCUUGGGGAGACUCUACUAUCGACUUUGAGAGUUCGGCCAAUGCUCCUUCUCCACGUGGUCAUGUGAUUGCUGCUCGAAUCACCAGUGAAAACCCAGAUGAGGGUUUUAAGCCCAGUGCAGGCACUGUGCAAGAACUGAACUUUCGCAGCAAUAAGAAUGUUUGGGGCUAUUUCAGUGUUGCAGCUGCUGGUGGACUUCAUGAGUUUGCCGAUUCUCAGUUUGGACAUUGCUUUUCUUGGGGAGAAAAUCGAGAAGAGGCAAUAUCAAACAUGGUCGUUGCUUUGAAAGAGCUGUCAAUCCGUGGUGAUUUCCGGACCACUGUUGAAUAUCUCAUUAAGCUACUUGAGACAGAGAGCUUCCAGCAGAAUAGUAUUGAUACAGGCUGGCUGGACCGGCUCAUUUCAGAAAAAGUGCAGGCUGAGAGACCUGACACCAUGUUGGGGAUCGUUUCUGGAGCUCUCCAUGUGGCAGAUGUAAGCUUUAGAAACAGUGUCUCAAACUUUCUUCACUCACUUGAAAGAGGGCAGGUGCUUCCAGCACAUACCUUGUUGAACACUGUGGAUGUUGAAUUGAUCUACGAAGGGAUGAAAUAUGUACUGAAGGUCACACGCCAGUCUCCAAAUUCCUAUGUGGUAAUUAUGAAUUCUUCCAGCGUGGAGGUUGAUGUCCACAGGCUGAGUGAUGGAGGUCUUCUGUUAUCAUAUGAUGGAAGCAGCUACACCACUUAUAUGAAGGAAGAAGUAGACAGGUACCGCAUUACAAUUGGCAAUAAGACCUGCGUGUUUGAAAAAGAAAAUGAUCCAUCCAUACUACGAUCCCCUUCAGCAGGGAAACUUAUUCAGUACACUGUAGAAGAUGGUGGCCAUGUUUUUGCAGGACAGUGCUAUGCAGAGAUUGAGGUCAUGAAAAUGGUGAUGACACUGACGGCAAGUGUCUCUGGUUGCAUUCACUAUGUAAAGAGGGCAGGGGCAGUUCUUGAUCCUGGCUGUGUGAUUGCAAAACUGCAACUGGAUGAUCCCAGCAGAGUACAACAGGCUGAACUAUUCACAGGUCUACUGCCAGAGAUACAGAGCAUGGCCUUGCAUGGGGAGAAGCUCCAUCAUGUUUUCCAUUAUGUUCUGGAUAGUUUGGUGAAUGUGAUGAAUGGAUUCUGCCUUCCCGAGCCGUACUUCAACAGCAAGGUUAGGAAUUGGGUAGAGAGAUUGAUGAAGACCCUCCGAGACCCUUCUCUCCCUCUUCUUGAGUUACAGGAUAUCAUGACAAGCAUCUCUGGCAGGAUCCCUCCAAAUGUGGAAAAAGCUAUCAAGAAGGAGAUGGCCCAGUAUGCCAGCAACAUCACAUCUGUUCUCUGCCAAUUCCCCAGCCAGCAGAUUGCAAAUAUUCUGGAUAGCCACGCAGCUACACUGAACAGGAAAGCUGACCGAGAAGUAUUUUUUAUGAACACGCAGAGCAUAGUUCAGCUCGUACAGAGGUAUCGAAGUGGCAUUCGAGGUCACAUGAAGGCUGUUGUCAUGGAUUUGUUAAGGCAGUACCUAAAAGUCGAGAUUCAGUUCCAGCACGGGCAUUAUGAUAAAUGUGUGUUUGCACUUCGUGAAGAAAACAAGAGUGACAUGACAGCAGUUCUGAAUUACAUCUUCUCCCAUGCUCAAGUUAUGAAGAAGAACCUACUAGUGACAAUGUUGAUUGACCAGCUGUGUGGCCGAGAUCCCACUUUGACUGAUGAACUCCACACCAUUCUAACUGAUCUUACUCAGCUUAGCAAGACCACCAAUGCUAAAGUGGCUCUCCGAGCACGGCAGGUUCUUAUUGCAUCACACCUGCCAUCCUAUGAACUCCGACACAACCAGGUGGAGUCCAUCUUCCUGUCAGCUAUUGAUAUGUAUGGCCAUCAGUUCUGCAUUGAGAACCUGCAGAAACUCAUCUUAUCUGAGACAUCCAUUUUUGAUGUUCUUCCCAACUUCUUCUAUCACAGCAACCAGGUGGUCCGUAUGGCUGCUCUAGAGGUAUACGUUCGUCGAGCAUAUAUUGCAUAUGAACUAAACAGUGUUCAGCAUCGCCAACUUAAGGACAAUACUUGUGUUGUAGAGUUCCAGUUCAUGCUUCCCACCUCCCACCCAAACAGAGGGAACAUCCCCACACUAAACAGAAUGUCCUUCUCCUCCAAUCUCAACAAUUAUGGAAUGUAUCACGUUGCUAGUGUGAGUGAUGUAUUGCUGGACACAUCCUUUACUCCACCUUGCCAACGUAUGGGUGCCAUGGUCUCCUUCCGAACCUUUGAUGACUUUGUCAGGAUCUUUGAUGACAUCAUGAAUUGCUUCUCAGAUUCACCUCCACAAAGCCCAACUUUCCCAGAAGCAGGCCAUACCUCACUGUACGAUGAGGAUACAAAGGGUGCAAACGAUGAACCAAUUCACAUCCUGAAUGUUGCUAUUAAGACUGACGGGGACAUAGAUGAUGAUGGACUGGCAGCCAUAUUUCGAGAAUUCACUCAACAAAAGAAAGGAGUGCUGUUUGACCAUGGAAUUCGACGUUUGACCUUCCUUGUUGCACAAAAGGAUUUCAGAAAACAGGUGAACUAUGAGGUGGAUCAGAGAUUUCAUAGGGAAUUCCCCAAGUUUUUCACUUUCCGUGCAAGAGAUAAGUUUGAAGAGGACCGCAUUUAUCGGCACCUAGAACCAGCACUGGCCUUCCAAUUGGAACUGAAUCGGAUGAGGAAUUUUGAUCUUAAAGCCAUUCCAUGUGCCAAUCACAAAAUGCACUUAUAUUUAGGGGCUGCAAAAGUUGCUGCAGGAAUAGAGGUCACUGACCAUAGGUUCUUUGUCCGUGCCAUUAUUCGGCAUUCUGAUCUGGUCACCAAGGAAGCCUCAUUUGAGUACUUACAGAAUGAGGGAGAGCGCCUGCUUCUGGAAGCUAUGGAUGAACUGGAAGUGGCCUUCAACAACACUAAUGUCCGCACUGAUUGUAACCACAUCUUUCUCAACUUCGUGCCCACAGUGAUCAUGGACCCAUCUAAGAUAGAGGAGUCUGUGAGAAGCAUGGUGAUGCGCUAUGGUAGUCGACUGUGGAAACUACGUGUUCUUCAGGCAGAGUUAAAGAUAAACAUACGGCUAACACCAACUGGCAAAGCAAUUCCUAUACGGCUGUUUCUGACUAAUGAAUCUGGCUAUUACCUGGACAUCAGCCUUUACAAAGAAGUAACAGAUGCUAGAACAAAUCAGAUCAUGUUCCAGGCUUAUGGAGAUAAACAGGGACCCUUACAUGGAAUGCUUAUCAACACCCCUUAUGUCACCAAGGACCUGCUUCAGUCCAAAAGAUUCCAAGCACAGACUUUGGGAACAACUUAUGUCUAUGACUUCCCUGAAAUGUUCCGACAGGCCCUGAUUAAUCUGUGGGAGUCCAUGAAUGUCCAUACACAUCUGCCAAAUGCCCCACUGCCCUCUGACAUCUUGACAUAUACAGAGCUGGUGUUGGACAGUCAGGGACAACUAGUGCAGAUGAACCGACUUCCAGGAGGCAAUGAGACUGGAAUGGUGGCAUGGAAGAUGACUCUGAAGACCCCAGAAUACCCAGAUGGCCGUGACAUUGUUGUUAUUGGCAAUGACAUCACUUAUAAAAUUGGAUCCUUUGGACCACAGGAGGACUUGCUGUUUUUGAGUGCAUCUGUGCUUGCAAGAUCUGAGGGUAUUCCUCGUAUUUAUAUAUCUGCAAACAGUGGAGCUCGAAUUGGAUUAGCUGAAGAGAUACGGCAUAUGUUUCAUGUGGCUUGGGAGGACCCUACUGAUCCAUAUAAGGGCUUUAAGUACUUGUACUUGACUCCUCAGGACUUUAAGAAAGUCAGUGCAUUGAAUUCGGUUCAGUGUGAACACGUGGAGGAUGAAGGAGAGUCCAGGUACAAGAUUACGGACAUCAUUGGUAAGGAGGAGGGGCUCGGAGUAGAGAACCUAAGGGGGUCAGGAAUGAUUGCUGGGGAAUCAUCUCUGGCCUAUGAAGAAGUCAUCACUAUGAAUUUGGUAACCUGCCGUGCAAUUGGUAUUGGUGCCUAUUUAGUCCGGCUGGGGCAAAGAGUCAUCCAGGUGGAAAAUUCUCACAUCAUCCUUACUGGAGCUGGGGCACUGAACAAGGUACUUGGAAGAGAAGUAUACACCUCGAAUAAUCAGCUGGGAGGGAUACAGAUCAUGCACAACAAUGGUGUGACGCAUGCAACAGUUUGUGAUGAUUUUGAAGGCGUCUGCACCCUUUUACAGUGGCUCUCCUACAUGCCAAAGAACAUAGGGAGCCUGGUCCCAAUCCUCAGCCCUAAGGACUCCAUUGACAGAGAAAUUGAAUUUGUCCCAACUAAAGCCCCAUAUGACCCUCGAUGGAUGCUGUUGGGGCGCUCUCAUCCAACACAGAAAGAUGUGUGGCUUAGUGGCUUUUUUGAUCAUGGGUCGUUCAUAGAGAUCAUGCAACCCUGGGCACAGACUGUAGUGGUUGGACGAGCCAGGCUAGGAGGAAUACCAGUAGGCGUGGUUGCUGUUGAAACUAGAACAGUGGAGUUAACAGUCCCAGCAGACCCUGCCAAUCUGGAUUCUGAAGCUAAGAUUAUCCAACAGGCAGGUCAGGUCUGGUUUCCAGAUUCUGCUUUCAAAACGGCCCAAGCAAUCAAAGACUUUAAUCGUGAAAGACUUCCCUUGAUGGUGUUUGCCAACUGGAGAGGCUUCUCUGGGGGAAUGAAAGAUAUGUAUGACCAGGUGCUGAAGUUUGGUGCUUACAUUGUGGACGGACUACGUGAGUAUCAGCAACCUGUUCUGGUGUACAUUCCUCCACAUGCUGAGCUGAGAGGGGGAUCGUGGGUUGUGAUUGACCCCACUAUCAAUCCACGACACAUGGAGAUGUAUGCAGACAGAGAGAGCAGAGGUGGCGUGCUUGAGGCAGAGGGAACAGUAGAAAUCAAAUUUCGAAAGAAAGACUUAGUGAAGACCAUGAGGCGGGUGGACCCUACCUACAUUCAUCUGGCUGAGCGCUUAGGUACACCAGAAUUGAAUGCCUCAGAGCGGAAGGAGCUGGAGAUGAAGCUGAAGGAACGAGAAGAAUUCCUGUUGCCCAUUUACCAUCAAAUUGCAGUAAGGUUUGCUGACUUGCAUGACACACCAGGAAGGAUGCAAGAAAAAGGAGUUAUUACAGAUGUGCUAGAGUGGAAGAGCUCCCGCACUUUCUUCUACUGGCGUUUGCGACGGCUUCUUCUGGAGGACACUGUCAAGAGGAAGAUUCAUGAAGCUAAUCCUGAGCUUACUGAUGGUCAGAUACAGGCCAUGCUGCGACGCUGGUAUGUUGAGGCAGAGGGAACCGUAAAGGCUUACAUGUGGGACAGCAAUGAGCAUUUGGUGGAGUGGCUGGAGAAACAGUUAACAGAAGAAGAGGGAGUGCGCUCAGUGAUAGAUGAGAACAUAAAAUGUAUUUCAAGGGAUUCCAUUCUAAAACAAAUCAGAAGCCUAGUGCAAGCAAACCCUGAAGUUGCCAUGGAUUCGAUUGUCCAUAUGACUCAGCACAUUUCGCCCACUCAGCGAGCUGAAAUUGUGCGCAUUCUUUCAACAAUGGACUCACCUGCCUCAACGUAAAGAGAAAAUCAUCCUUUCUAGUUUGAUCAGUGUUCUGUCUAGAAUGCAUCUUUUCCCUGCACUGCUGGAAACAAUGUACUGGAAUAUAACAACAGACUGAAUGGAUGGAUUGCCCAAACAGUUGGAUUCUUCUAGCUCAGUCAAGUAUUCUUCAACUAAAAGGCAAACGAGACGGAGAAUGUACUUAUUAGAAGGACUCUCUCAAAAUCAUAUGGUUGAAUUAAUUUAUUUAAUUAACAAAAUGUAAAUAAUGCACUGUAUUAAAAGGCUGUUUGACAGCCUUCAGGUACUUGAAAAGUAUUUAAUACACUGAUGUCUUGAAGACAAGUUUAGGACCUUUAUGCUGUUUUAAAAAAGCCUUUGUGUAUAAUGUGUACUGUUUUUAAUGCUUAUCAAAACAAAUAGUUGUAAAAGUAAGGCUACUCAUAUUUCCAAAUACGCAGAUUAGAGGAACACUAGCCCCCUUGUAUGAGUGUUUUACCAUAUUUUGUAUAAUUAUCUGUGGGUUAUAGCCAGUCAACUGAAAUACAUGGCAUCCCCCUUCCCUAUGGCCUUCUAAGACUAUCCUGUUUUGUCUGUUUUUAGAAUUUAGCACAACACUAAACCACUUGUAUGUCUGCUUUACCAUAUUUUGUGUAAUUAACUUUGGGUUAUAUCCAAUCAACUGCUGUACAUGGCCUCCCCCCUCCCCUAAGGCCUCCUUAGACUAUCCUGUUUCAUCUUUUUUUAGAAUUACUUCAUUUGUUUAAUUUCCUGGCACAAAGACCAAACUACUGUAAUGUUAUGCACCAGCAUUUUUGUGUACUGUUACCUACUGAACAUCUUGGUCUUACUGUAUAUGUAGAACUGAAGAGAACAUGCAAAGAGCAAGUGAUCAUCAGUAAAAGGAGAGAGGAAUUGACUGAAGAAGAUAACUGGAUCCUUUAGACCUGCACUAAAAGUACUGUUUCUGAAAUAUACAAACAUUUGGAAAAAUCAAUACCACAUUCCAGGGUUGGGAGACUAACUCAUACAUGUAACGCACAAGUGUCUACAGUAAAUAUUGCUUACUCAUCUAUCAUACUGUAGUAGCCUGCCUUGAAAAGGUACUGGUGUUAACCUAAAAGCCUAGUUUUCCAAAUAUGCAAAGGACUAUGAAACUGAAUGAGCUGAAGUCUAAGAAAGCAGACAGAAUCACUGGAAUCUGUUAGUAGUAAGCAAGUAUAAAUGUGUAAAAUAAUUUCUAAUACUAUAAGUUAUGUAUGUAUUUGACCAAAGCUUUAUUUUUCUUAAAAUGAAUUCUGUGAAAUGCUUCUGUGGCUUAAAAAAAUAAAAUGUGGAAGUCUUUAAGUAUAAUUUAAUCUGAAAUAUACAGAGGAACACAAGGACAAACUUCUAGUGUGCUCUGUAAUAGAAAGUGCCACAGUGCUGGUUUGUGCCAGUGCUGCACUAAUUGGAUUGUACUUCAAGUAUUGUUUAGUUUAAUUUUAUUUAAUAACCCAUAUAUCUAUUGUUUCUGUUAUUUUUGUUAAAUAACACAGGUGACAUUUCAAACAGGCUUUGAAGAAUUGUUCCACAGUAUUGUUAAAUUUUAAUACAGUGUGUUUUAUCAGCAGUACAAAGAAGAACAUGCAACUUUU